AUGAGAGAUGGAAGGAUAACUCAAUCAGGAAAAUACAAUGACAUUCUCCAGACAGGCACUGAUUUUAUGGAACUUGUAGGUGCACACAAAGCAGCUUUAUCUUCAAUUAAGUCCUUGGAGAGAAGACCAACAUUUAAAAAAUCAAGUACCACCAAAGAAGACACAAAUUCAUUAAGUGAUUUUGAACUUGAGCAUAAUGUGGAAAACAUAUAUGAUCAAAAUGAUAAGUUAGAUGACAUGGUUGAGGUCAAAGGACAACUUGUUCAAGAAGAAGAACGGGAAAAGGGUAGAGUUGGGUUUAAAGUAUACUGGAAAUACAUCAUAACAGCCUAUGGAGGAGCUCUUGUACCCUUCAUAUUACUUUCACAAACGCUCACUGUGGGGUUUCAGGUUGCAAGCAAUUAUUGGAUGACUGUGGCAACUCCUUAUGAGAAGGUGCUAGAAGCAUGUUCCUUGACAAGAGACCUUGAGGUUCUACCAUUUGGUGAUCAGACCAUUAUUGGAGAAAAGGGAAUCAAUUUGAGUGGUGGACAGAAGCAAAGGGUACAAAUAGCCCGUGCUCUAUACCAAGAUGCUGAUAUAUAUCUCUUUGAUGAUCCCUUCAGUGCUGUGGAUGCUCAUACAGGAUCCCAUCUCUUUAAGGAGGGCUUGCUUGGCCUUUUGAAAUCAAAAACUGUGAUAUACAUUACUCAUCAAGUAGAGUUCUUACCUGAUGCUGAUCUAAUAUUGGUCAUGAGAGAUGGAAGGAUAACUCAAUCAGGAAAAUACAAUGACAUUCUCCAGACAGGCACUGAUUUUAUGGAACUUGUAGGUGCACACAAAGCAGCUUUAUCUUCAAUUAAGUCCUUGGAGAGAAGACCAACAUUUAAAAUAUCAAGCACCACCAAAGAGGACACAAAUUCAUUAAGUGAUUUUGAACUUGAGCAUAAUGUGGAAAACAUAUAUGAUCAAAAUGAUAAGUUAGAUGACAUGGUUGAGGUCAAAGGACAACUUGUUCAAGAAGAAGAACGGGAAAAGGGUAGAGUUGGGUUUAAAGUAUACUGGAAAUACAUCAUAACAGCCUAUGGAGGAGCUCUUGUACCCUUCAUAUUACUUUCACAAACGCUCACUGUGGGGUUUCAGGUUGCAAGCAAUUAUUGGAUGACUGUGGCAACUCCUGUUUCAGCAACUGCAGAACCUGACGUUGGAAGCUUUACACUUAUGGUUGUCUAUGUUGCUUUGGCAAUUGGAAGCUCCAUUUUCACCUUUGCCAGAGCAUUUCUUUCUGUGGUAGGUGGGUAUCCAAAAGUGGAACACCCGUUCUGGACCCUUCAAACCUACGAAAAUUUUCCAACUGGAACGACUCGUUCUAAAACCGGAAUGGCCCUUUCUCAAACCCAGCAGAACGGCCCUUUGUUAGUUGUUAGUGGGGAGAUUCGAACCCACACCCUCUUAGUCACUCAACCUUAUAUCCCUCUCCCCAAACCACUUGGACCACCCUUAUCACUCCGAAUAUACAUAUUGUAUGAAAUCACCAUAUGA
This is a messenger RNA of Cajanus cajan (pigeon pea), 1521 nucleotides long. Lineage: Eukaryota; Viridiplantae; Streptophyta; Magnoliopsida; Fabales; Fabaceae. The record is from RefSeq and is a predicted model, not a curated record.